GAGAAAGAUAACGUGCAAAUAUUUUCCGAUGAAGCCAAGGCAACAAUGCGAAAAUGGCUGAAUGACAUAACAAAGGUGCAAAACAAGGUNAAGGGUGGAAUUCAUCAGUUACGUUUGGAUUACAAUGAAAUCAAAGCGUUCACACCACAAGAUUGCAGUACAACCACAUUUGAUGCUAACAUGACAAAAUGUCGAUAUAAAGACGUGAAGUGCCUAGAAAGAACUCGUGUUGUUUUGAAAUGGCCACCGGGCGAUAAGAACGAUUUUAUCCAUGCAAAUUGGGUUAAACAUGAACUGCUCGAGAAUGAUUUUAUUUGCUGUCAGGCUCCGCUAGAGGCAACGAUGGGAAAUUUUUGGCGUAUGGUUUGGCAAGAAAAAGUACGUCAAAUUAUAAUGUUGUGCAAUUUGGCCGAGCUAGGAAAAGUAAAAUGUUGUGAAUAUUGGCCUCAAAAGGUGGGCAAUAAACUGGAAUUCGGCAAUUUAACAAUCAGUUGCAAGUCAGUGGACACAAGCGACUCGAGUUUCGUCUACACAAAACUUGUUCUUCAAUGUGGUGCAGAAACUCGACAUGUUGACCAUCGACAGUGGGUAUCAUGGCCUGAUCGAAGUGUACCAAAGACCCCAAUGGCUCCAUUUCGUCUCCUUCAAUAUUCUCGUCAUUACACGAACAAUCCAUCGGUUGUUCACUGUUCGGCCGGAAUUGGACGUACGGGAACAUUGGUCAUGAUAGAAAUCGCCACCAAUGCUCUCAAGCGAGGAAAGCUACCGGACAUGAAGCAGUAUUUGAAAGAUGUGCGCGGACAACGUUUACAAGCAGUUCAAACCGAGGACCAAUAUUUGUAUAUUCAUUAUGCUAUCGUUCAAUUGAUAUUCGUUAAAGGAAUUGUAUCCGCACGUGAAGUUAGAAAAUUUUGUGCAGAAUAUGUGGACUAUUUGAGAAUGUUGAAUGAAAACGAUGGCAAGCCUUUACCACUUGAGAUCACCUCCCCUGCUUCGAAACCAGCUAAUCCGAAAGAGACUGCUGAUGCUGAACGAAAGAAAAAGCAUCAGGAUAAGGUGACAUUCAAUGAAGCGGAUCAAAAAGAAGGCAAGAAUGAAGCUUCACCUAAUGCACCAAGCACGCCAAAACGAGCAAAUAUCAGAAAAGAAACGGAAACCGAAGUUCAGCAAGAGAGCGAUAAAGAGAAACAUAAAGCCACGACCGGCAAAAACGCUGAUGCAAUCAAAAAAUCUCCCGUGAACGACGGCAAAAAAGAAGUAAAGUUGAAAGAUGAGGAAAAAAACGAUAAAGACGUUAAGGAGGACAAAAACGAUUGUGAUAAGAAAGUACUUGAGCAGAACAAUCCAGACGAAGCAAAACGGGAACAACGCAUCAAAAAACCGGGAGACUCGAAAGAUGAGAAGGAAACAAAAGGUACGCAACCUCAAAAGAACGAGGAGAUUAGAUCAGCCUCCUCACUGCAACCAGUUUCAGUAGGUGAGCUGAUAUUCGGCAAGCAGAUUAAAGAAGCAAAAGAUACGCAACCACGAAAGAACGAGGAUAUUAGAUUAGCCACCACACUGCAGCCAGUCUCAGUAGGUGAGCUAAUAUUCGGCAAGCAGAUUAAAGAAGAACAGCUCGUGAAAAAUGCUAAAAUGAAAGACAGUCUUCGAGGGAAUGUUGAGGUGAAAGAGAACAAAACGAUAAACUUGAGUAAGCAGACUACUAUAACUGCGGUUAGCGGAUCAAAGGAGGAUGAUAAGCCAGCACAAGCGCAGGCCAUUCAGACCAUUCCUGCACAACCAUCAACUCUGCCAGCCUCCCCGAAUAAAGCCAGCCUGCCCGCUUCAACUCCAGCAGAUGACCGAAAGACUAACCAACCCAAACGAAAAAUCACUUACGCUCCAGCGAAGCUUUAUACGGUGGUUCAACUUGGAGCUAAACCAGCCUUUUAUACGUUUCACAAAGACGUCAGUCAAACAAAGCCCACACUGAAUCCACGGUGA
This is a messenger RNA of Anisakis simplex (herring worm), 1986 nucleotides long. The record is from the annotation of a GenBank genome assembly. NCBI's taxonomy places the organism in Eukaryota, Metazoa, Nematoda, Chromadorea, Rhabditida, Anisakidae.